This is a messenger RNA of Durusdinium trenchii, 1758 nucleotides long. NCBI's taxonomy places the organism in Eukaryota, Dinophyceae, Suessiales, Symbiodiniaceae. The record is from the annotation of a GenBank genome assembly.
AUGCCGAAACGCGUCAACUCCGAGAUCUCGAGGCGAUACGACAUCGACAAGAAUGAGAUCGGAUCUGGCGGCUAUGGUAAGGUCUUCAUUGGCCGCGACAGGAACAUGAAAGACAGACUGGUUGCCAUUAAGAAGGUCAUUAUUUUCGAGGAUGCUAAGAAGAAGGCAUUCCUCCAGGAGGCCCAGAUCAUGAAGGACCUGGACCAUCCGAACAUUUGCAAGCUCUUGGAGACUUACGAGCAGGGCCGCUUUAUGUUCUUCGUGAUGGAGUACUGCGAGGGCCGUGAGGUCUUCGACCGCAUCAUGGAGCAAGGGCUGAUCCAAGAGUCAAUCACCGCGCAGAUCGUCCGGCAGUCGGCGAGCGCGCUCCUGUAUGCACACAAUCGCGGUAUUGCGCAUCGUGAUAUGAAGCCAGAGAACAUCUGCUUUUGCAGUAGAGACGUGACCAACAAUCACGUCAAGCUCAUCGACUGGGGCCUGGGCUUCUACUUUGGCCAGGGCCGAAUGAAUUCGGCGGUUGGCAGCCUCACCUAUGCAGCUCCAGAGGUCUUGGAGGCGAAAGAGAAGCAGGGCUACACAGCAGCUUGCGAUCUAUGGAGCCUGGGGGUAGUGACCUAUGCCGAGCCUCAGAGUUUCUUUGGGGACUUGGUCUUGGAUUGCAUUGGUCUUUUUACGGCAUCUUCCAGCUUGACCCGUGACAGCUUCGGGUGUGAGGUCAUGCUCUGUGGGAAGCCGCCCUUCUGGGGCAACUACAACGAUCAACUCCGGAGGACCGCCGGACCAUCCGAAGGCAUGCGCAAAAAGGCCUUUGUCUUGACCGCAUUGGAGUUCGAAGGGAUGAAGCGAGAGACCUUUCCAAUGAGCGAUAGCACUUGGCAGCAGAUUUCUCGACCGGCGAAGGAGCUGAUUCGUGGCCUUCUCAGAGCUGAUCCCAAGCAAAGGAUGAAGCUGGAAGAUGUGCUGCGAAACCCUUGGGUCAGGCUCCAGGACACUCCGGGUGGCAUGGACACGCGGAUCGCCAGUCAGGUACUGAACAACCUGCGUCAGCCAGAUGCUUGGUUUCACAAACAGUUUCGGCCCCUUGCAUGGCCCCUUCCGCCCUGCGAAGACUUCCGCGGUUGUGCCCGGUUCCGCCACGAAGUGGCGCAACUGCUGCGCACCUGCUGCGGCGCCUCCGAGGUUGCCCGACAGCUGGACCACCGGAACCUGAGAGAUGUUCACAAGGUGUUUUCGGAGAUGGACACCAACGGGGAUGGUGUGCUGGAGCUGCACGAGGUCAAAGAAGGCUUUCAGAAGUUUUUUGGCAAAGACAGCGAACAGGUGAAGGAUGUGGAGCAAGUCUUUCAGAGGCUGGACCUGGAUGGCUCUGGUGUCAUCGAUUACACCGAGUUUUGCGCCGCAGGCAUCGGCGAACGGGUCACCCUGGAGGAAGACGUGCUCUUUGCAGCCUUCAAAGCUUUUGAUGUCCAGGAGAAGCGUCCUGGAAGGGUGGUUGCGGACGACGAUGGGAGGAUCACCAAAGAGGAGAUCAUGCAGGUUCUGCGAAGUGUGGAUGUCAAUAAGCUGUGGACACCUGAGGUUUGUCAGCAGGUGGCCGAAGAGGUGUUCGCGACCUUCGACCAGAACGGCGACGGCUCCUUGGACUUCCAGGAGUUUGUGAAGCUCAUGAGGGAGUGUGCGGAUGCCCGGAUAGAAAAGCGGAAACUCCGUGCAACAGUCUCGACGGUCAUCAGAGAAACAGAAAGACGGCAGAGGUAA